UGUGGCAAUAAUAGUCAAGACGUCUUUGAAUGAUAGUAAAGUGGGCCUAUUUCAAGUGACCCACCGGGAUCAGCCUUAUGCCUCAAUUUGUGAAAUUACCAAAGAUUGUUUUAAGGACUCCUGCUACGUGUUUAUGGCCUCUGGGUUUACAUGGAUGUUUAACAGAGAUUAUUGUCGCGACUGCGGAUUUGACCUAAUUUCCAUUGAAACCGAAGAGGAAUGGUUCUUUAUUGAUGGCGAGAUUCGAAAUCGCGAUACUGCGGAGUGGUACAUCGGGUUGGAAAAAAAGGAAAGAAAUUGGACUUGGGUGAGUGAAAGGCCACUGACUAUCGGUAAAUGGAGAGCAAACCAGCCAAGCAAUAACAAUAGAGUGGCAUUUAUAAUCAGGGAGUCUGAUUCGGGUGAACAGGGCUUAUCUACUGAUCCAGCGGGGACAGAUCCCAAAGCUUUCAUUUGUGAGAUGCCCAAAGCAGGGCCAUCAUUGUCAUCUGCGACGGUAUGGCCAUCAGAAUCGGCAAAGGCAGUAGCGUUGUUAUCGCCAUCGAUCUCUUUAGGAACGUCGCCCUCACUGUUGCCAUCACCAUCGCUGUCUCUGUUUCGAUUGCCCUCGCCCUCACCAUCGCUGUCUCCGUUGUCGUCUUUGCUGUGGCCAUCGCCAUCUUUGAUAAUACCAUCUUCAUCGCCGUCGCCUUCAAAUUCAGUUCAGAAGCUGGCAAAUGAAUAUGUUUCCAAACUUCGCGGACUUGAUAGCAACAAAAAGACCUCUUUGCAGGAGGCUGUAAACGUGUUUGAAAACUUCAUCGUCAGCUUUGAAAAUAUGACAAAACUUCAUGAAGGCCAGUUCACCAUAGACGAGUUUCAGAAAGGAAGAGAAUCCAUCUUUAAUGUGGCUGUCGCCUUCGAGAAAUUUGCUCUUAAUUAUGGCAAGCAUCACCUUCCAAUAAAGAUUGUAAGCCACAAAAUGGUGCUGGAAGUCCAAAAGGCCGACCGCCAAAAUGCAAGUGACUUUUACCUCGACGUACACGAAUGGCAAACGAACAUCAAUAUUGCCUCUUCAAAUCUUGCAGAUAACGGAUCAGUGGUCGUCGGGUGCGUAUAUAAGAAUCUGCAAGACAUACUGCCGAAAAGUCAACCCAACAGGAAUGGAACAGGAAGCACAAGAUAUUUGGGUAGCAGAAUAAUAAUGGCAGCAAUGGAACCUAAACCAAAAAAAUUGCUAGAAAAUGUCGUCUUGAAGUUCAAAAACAUAAAGAUAGAAGAAAGGGUAAAGAAUUGCAUGUUUUGGAGAGGCUUCAGCGAAAGGAACUCCGACGGAUUUUCAGACGAAGGAUGCCAUGUAGUUACGUCGAGAAGCAAUUCAGAAGAAACAGUUUGUAGCUGCAAUCAUUUGACUCAUUUUGCUGUAUUAUUAGAUUACAACGAUGGUACAAAGCUUUCCAAACAGGAGGAGACUGUGUUGAAGAUAAUUACCUACGUAGGAUUAAGCUUGUCGAUCAUCGGGGUCCUUGUAACAUCAGCCUUGUACUUUUUCUUUACAGAUGUCCGUCAACCUCUGUCUCAGAUUCGAUUGAGUCUUUCUGUGUCCCUCGGAGUUGGACAGCUAAUUUUUCUCGCAGGAGUAAACGCCACAGAACACACGACUGCUUGUAUCGCAGUAGCAGCUCUGAUACAGUAUUUCCUGAUGGCUGCCUUUUGCUGGAUGCUGGUCGAGGGAAUCUACCUCUACCUGUUCGUUGUGAAAGUUUACAACAUCAACACCAAGAUGCGCAUGUAUCACGUCAUCUCAUGGGGUUUCCCUAUGAUCAUGAUGGCCGUUUCACUUGGCAUUGCUGCUGCGAAAGAAGGAAUGCAAAGCUAUGUCAGUGAUAAAUAUUGUUGGCUGUCUUCGACCAACAAUCUGAUCUGGAUAUUCAUCUCCUUUGUAACGUUCAUCGAAGUUGUCAACAUCUUGAUACUCGUACGAGUCAUAAAGGAGAUGACCAAUUUGGUGCAGCCAACAGGUGAAGACGACCAUAUUCAGCAAAUACGAAUUGGUAUCAAAGCUUGCGCACUGAUGAUUCCUUUACUGGGUGUCACGUGGCUGUUUGGUCUUCUUUCGCCUAUACAAAAGGCUUUUGCUUACAUUUUCACAAUACUCAACUCUACUCAGGGUUUCCUGAUUUUUGUUCUACACGGCUUACGAAACAGUCAGAUCAGAGAGCGAUUGAAAAGAAAGAUGAACGUGGUUUUUACCACUUCAAAUAAGGAGGACUCCACAAGGAAGAGCCCACAGGUCAAUUCAAUUGACGUCGGCGAUGCCCGGGCAGUUGAAUUGCAGCCUCGCAGUGACGUUAAAUCGAAUUAGCACUCUACUUAGGUCAAUGGAUUUAACUGUCCGCCAAUAACAUUCUAUUGCAUUGAACGAUUGUGUAGUAAAUAGCGAUUAGUCGAUGGCGAUCG
Molecule: messenger RNA, 2439 nt
Organism: Pocillopora verrucosa
Lineage: Eukaryota; Metazoa; Cnidaria; Anthozoa; Scleractinia; Pocilloporidae
Source: RefSeq, a predicted model, not a curated record